GCUGCCCUCCCCUAUUCUGCACUGGCUAGUUAAGAUUUUACAAACAUUGGCUCGCUCCAGCUUUUUUUUCCCCCCCAUAAACUGCCUAGCAACACAUUUUGCUUGUUUGCGUGAAGGAAGGCAUUUAAUGCUCUGCGGCGGCAGUGUUAUUUGAAACAGAAAAUAAACUGAGGUAGCUUGCUAGCGGCGCUAGGUUCCCGUCAUCAUGAUCGGACUCCCCAUCGGCUGCAUUGUCACUCUACUCUGGCUCACAGACCCUUCCCUGUGCAGCAAGGUUUCCCAAAGCCCUGCUCACCUGGCCCAACAGGUGGGAGAAUCCGCUCAGCUUCAGUGCUCACACAGAAUUGCGGGAUAUGAUCAACUUCUCUGGUACCUGCAGUCUGGAAAUGGAGUUUUCACGUUCCUUGGGUAUAUGAAUUUGAACUUUGGGUACCCAGAGGAUCAGUAUAAAGGAAAAUUUUCACUCCAAGGUCAGUUGGUCAGAGGCGGUGUUCAACAGUACCCCUCAUCCCUUCUCCAACGGUCCGGAGAGCCCGCUACUCUCCACUGCUCACACAACAUCUCCAGCUACAACAUGAUACUCUGGUACCGCCAGCCCAGGGGAGCUGGGGCUCUGGAGCUCCUCGGAUAUCUUCACCACGACAACAAGAACGUGGAGCCCCCGAUGGAGACAAGACUCAAACUCGAAGGAGAUGGAAAAAAGUCAGGAACCAUGACGAUCUCCAGCGUCACGUCAGCGGACGGCGAUGCGGUGUACUUCUGCGCAGCCAGUGAGACACAGCACCACAUCGUCCCUCUCGCCUCUACAAAAACCCUCUCGUGUUCAGAAAUCGACCAGCAGGAGUGCACGUAA
Messenger RNA from Anguilla anguilla (European eel), 853 nucleotides. RefSeq lists its product as uncharacterized. Bases 206 to 853 code for a protein of 215 amino acids. The record is from RefSeq and is a predicted model, not a curated record. Gene Ontology annotation, cellular component: plasma membrane. Lineage: Eukaryota; Metazoa; Chordata; Actinopteri; Anguilliformes; Anguillidae. The transcript is spliced from 4 exons. Gene Ontology annotation, biological process: cell surface receptor signaling pathway.